GCAGUCGGAAAAGUAGUGGAGAUAGUACGGUUGAUGAGCAUGCUUCGUGUCGUUGACUCGUAGCUAUGUUUAGCCGGCGAUAGCUUUGUGAUUUUGGGGAAGACCAAGCGGCAUUGACCUAGCUCAUCGAGUAUAAAGAUCAGGAGAUUCCCCUUCAUCAAGUCAGUUCACUCAUCACAACAUCAACAGCAAUCGUCACAACAUCAUCUACUCAACUCUCAACUCUCAACUCUCAACAUCCUCCUCCUCGACUUUCAACGUCACAACCAAACCCACCAACAACCGCCAAAAUGCAGUCCAUCCUUGCCAUCACCAUCUCCCUCCUCUCCGUCCUCUCUCCCGUCCUCGCCGCUCCUUCCUCGGCUGAGCACCCUGCUCUCGUGGCUCGCACUCCCGGCAAUGUCUACGUCUGCACCGGUUCCAACUGGACCAACACCUGCCAGGUCCUGAGCCUCGGCAUCAGCGGAACCUGCACCAAGCUUCCCUCCACCUAUGAUGGCCACAUUGGCUCUGCUGGCCCCGACCAGGGCGCCAUCUGCCGCCUCUUUGCCGAUGGAUCCUGCACCGGCUCCGGCCUCGCCAUCCUUACCUACCCCGGCGAGAGCAACUUGUACUCUUACAAUGGCGGCCAGGAUGCUGGUCAUGCGGCUCAUUACAUCCAGUGCCGCCAGUGCACUAACUGCGUCUAAAGGAGGCUGCUGGGUUGAUGAAGUGAAUGCGAUCAUGAGGACAUGAGUGGAAAUAGAUGAGAGGGCGCCCUUGAGGAACAUACAAGUGGACUACUGUCACUACUAUGGUUGUUAAAGCUUAAUUAGCGAGUACAUACAUACCUCUAUGUUUUUGGAUCCAAACAUUU
Neurospora tetraspora is the source of this 856-nucleotide messenger RNA. RefSeq lists its product as uncharacterized. The coding region runs from base 291 to 689 and encodes 132 amino acids. The record is from RefSeq and is a predicted model, not a curated record. Lineage: Eukaryota; Fungi; Ascomycota; Sordariomycetes; Sordariales; Sordariaceae. The transcript has 3 exons.